AUGCUGGGCCCCAUCUCCGACGUCAAGGUCUUCGCCCUCAGCGCGUCGAUUCUGUACGUCGAGGACAAGAAGCUCGUGUGCAACAUGGGCAUCAAGGCAGCGGCCGACAGUGAGAUGCGACGGAAGCGCGUCAUCCAGAACGACCUCGAGUCCAUGCCGCUCGCCUUCGUCGUCUUCUGGAGCGCCAUCGCCGUGGGCGUCAACCCAAACGUCACCAAGAUGCUCAUGCUGGCCUACACCACGGCCCGCAUCGGCCACGGCCGCCUACGCGCUUGUGAUGCCGCAAGCUCGCAUGGCUGCGUGACGACAUAG
Molecule: messenger RNA, 312 nt
Organism: Phytophthora sojae
Lineage: Eukaryota; Oomycota; Peronosporomycetes; Peronosporales; Peronosporaceae
Exons: 3
Coding region: 1-312 (103 amino acids)
Cellular component (GO): membrane
Source: RefSeq, a predicted model, not a curated record